Coffea arabica (coffee) is the source of this 942-nucleotide messenger RNA. RefSeq lists its product as uncharacterized. NCBI's taxonomy places the organism in Eukaryota, Viridiplantae, Streptophyta, Magnoliopsida, Gentianales, Rubiaceae. The record is from RefSeq and is a predicted model, not a curated record. Gene Ontology annotation, molecular function: nucleic acid binding; RNA-DNA hybrid ribonuclease activity.
AUGGAAAUAAGGAAGCACAAACAAAAGGAAAGGAGGCAAGGAGAUAGCGGAAGUACAAGCUAUGCUCAACUGAACUCCAAAGUUUGGAAGAAUGUGUGGGCAUUACAACUGAAGCACUUCAUAUGGAGGUGCCUGCAUCAUAGCCUGCCAGUGAAUGAGCAAAUACAUAAGCGAAUAGGCAAAGGCAGUCCAAUAUGUAGCAGCUGUGGGGAAGAGGUGGAAACGUUAGAACACAUGUUGUUCUUUUGUAACAUGGCUGAAACGACCUGGAAACUUGCACCCAUACAAUGGGAUGGGUUGAAGGAUAUGAGAGGAAAUUUUGUAAGAUGGUGGGAAGGGAUAUUAGGAGCGAAAACUAGGGAGCAAGGACAGGAGCAUAUAGCGCUGACUGUGAAUAUCCUAUGGCAAAUAUGGAAGGCAAGGAACAUGACAGCUUUUGAUGUAUAUGAGACAGACCCAAGGAAAACAAUGCAGAAAGCUGUGGGCAUAGGUGUUGUGGCCAGAAAUGCUGAAGGGGAGCUGAUGAAAGUCUGGGCAAGAGCUGAACUAAAACGUAGUGAGCCACGGGUGGAGGAAGCAGCAGCAAUUAGGAUGGGAAUGCAAAUGGCCUGGAAAGCAAACUGGAGGGCAGUUGAGCUUCAAUCAGACUGCAAAGACGUGGUGGACAUGCUAAACAAGAAACAAAAGCAGCAAAACAACAUCGUGGUCGUCCUUGAGGAUAUAGCAAAUAUGAGAUGUUUGUUUGAACAAUGUACUUUCUCUUUUGUACAUAGAGAUGGGAAUAGAUGUGCACAUAGUGUAGCAAAAUUUGCUGUAAAGCUAACAACAAAUGUUGAAUGGGAUGUAUGUUUUCCCAUAUGGCUCAAAGAGGAAGCCCAAAGUGACUUCAGAGGAAGCGAAUCUGAUGUACCUAAGUCUUGUAAUAUCAAGUUUACAAAAUGA